Messenger RNA from Heteronotia binoei (common prickly gecko), 4381 nucleotides. It is a transcript of the gene NPEPPS, whose product is annotated as aminopeptidase puromycin sensitive. Gene Ontology annotation, molecular function: metalloaminopeptidase activity; peptide binding; zinc ion binding. The record is from RefSeq and is a predicted model, not a curated record. Gene Ontology annotation, cellular component: cytoplasm. The transcript has 23 exons. The coding region runs from base 304 to 2931 and encodes 875 amino acids. NCBI's taxonomy places the organism in Eukaryota, Metazoa, Chordata, Lepidosauria, Squamata, Gekkonidae. Gene Ontology annotation, biological process: proteolysis; peptide catabolic process.
GGAGGGUGGCGGCAAGAGCAGCGCAGAGACCCGCAUCCGAUCGGCUGUCCGGAGAGUCCGUCCCCCCCUUCCCCUCUCGCUCGGUUGGGCCAGGCCGCGCGCGUGCGGCCGCCGCCCCCUCGCCUCCUCCUGUCAGCGGCAGCGGGGGGUCGCCGCCUCCCCUUCAGUGCGCGUGCGCGCUGGGCCUCCCCCUUCGCCUCAGCAGCAGCAGCCGCCGCCGCCGAGUCCUUCUCCACCUCCUUCGCCGCCACCUUCUUCUUCUUCUCCCCCUCGGCCCGCCUCUCUCGCUCUUGCUCCGCCGCGAUGCCGGAGAAGCGGCCCUUCGAGCGGCUCCCGGCCGAGGUGCGCCCCAUCAACUACGGGCUCUGCCUCAAGCCGGACUUGAUCGACUUCACUUUCGAGGGGAAGCUGGAGGCCGCCGUGGAGGUGGGGCAGGCAACCAAUCAGAUUGUGAUGAAUUGCGCUGACAUCGACAUUAUCACGGCUUCCUAUGCACCGGGGGGAGAUGAAGAAAUCCAUGCAACAGGAUUCAACUACCAGAACGAAGAUGAGAAAGUGACACUUUCCUUCCCCAGCACACUUCAAACAGGGAUGGGGUCAUUAAAGAUAGAUUUUGUUGGAGAGCUGAAUGAUAAAAUGAAAGGCUUCUAUCGAAGUAAAUACACCACACCUUCUGGAGAUGCUCGUUUUGCUGCUGUUACUCAGUUUGAGGCUACUGAUGCUCGUAGAGCCUUUCCUUGCUGGGAUGAGCCCUCCAUCAAGGCAACGUUUGAUAUCUCGUUGGUGGUUCCUAAAGACAGGGUAGCUUUGUCAAAUAUGAACGUCACUGAACGGAGGCCCUACCCCGAUGACGAAAACCUGGUGGAAGUGAAGUUUGCCCGCACCCCGGUGAUGUCAACAUAUCUCGUCGCUUUCGUGGUGGGAGAAUAUGAUUUCGUUGAGACCAGGUCUACUGACGGUGUGUUAGUCCGCGUUUACACUCCUGUUGGCAAAGCGGAGCAAGGAAAGUUCGCAUUAGAGGUUGCUGCUAAAACCCUGCCUUUUUAUAAGGAUUACUUCAAUGUUCCUUAUCCUCUUCCUAAAAUUGAUCUCAUUGCUAUUGCAGACUUUGCAGCUGGUGCCAUGGAGAACUGGGGCCUUGUUACUUAUAGGGAAACUGCUCUGCUGAUUGAUCCCAAAAAUUCGUGCUCCUCGUCCCGUCAGUGGGUGGCUCUUGUCGUGGGCCAUGAGCUUGCUCACCAGUGGUUUGGAAACCUUGUGACGAUGGAAUGGUGGACCCAUUUGUGGCUCAAUGAGGGCUUCGCUUCCUGGAUUGAGUAUCUCUGUGUUGACCACUGCUUUCCAGAAUAUGAUAUCUGGACCCAGUUUGUCUCUGCUGAUUACACACGAGCCCAGGAGCUUGAUGCCUUAGACAACAGUCAUCCCAUUGAAGUUAGCGUGGGCCACCCAUCUGAAGUAGAUGAAAUAUUUGAUGCAAUUUCUUACAGCAAAGGAGCAUCAGUCAUUCGGAUGCUGCACAACUACAUUGGGGAUGAGGACUUCCGGAAAGGAAUGCACUUGUAUCUGACCAAGUUUCAGCAUAAGAAUGCAGCUACAGAGGACCUUUGGGAAAGCCUGGAAUAUGCAAGUGGUAAACCAAUCGCCGCUGUGAUGAGUACAUGGACCAAGCAAAUGGGCUUUCCUCUCGUUUAUGUGGAAGCAGAGCAGCAAGAAGACGACAAAGUGCUGAAGCUAGUCCAGAAGAAAUUCUGUGCCAGCGGACCAUAUAGUGGGGAGGAUAACCCUCUAUGGAUGAUUCCUAUCAGUAUCUGUACAAGCGAAGACCCAGCCCAUGCCAAAAUGCAAGUGUUGAUGGACAAGCCGGAGUUGACCUUGGUUCUGAAGGAUGUUAAGCCUGAGCACUGGGUGAAGCUAAACCUGGGCACUGUAGGGUUUUACCGUACUCAGUACAGCUUGGAGAUGCUGGAGAGUCUGCUCCCAGCCAUCCGCGACCUCUCCUUACCACCUGUGGACAGGCUGGGACUGCAGAAUGAUCUCUUUUCUUUGGCCCGAGCUGGAAUUAUUAGCACUGUAGAGGUUCUAAAAGUCAUGGAAGCAUUUGUGAAUGAGCCCAACUAUACCGUGUGGAGCGACCUGAGCUGUAACCUGGGGGUUCUCUCGACUCUCUUGUCCCACACAGACUUCUAUGAGGAGAUCCAGGCAUUUGUCCGCGAUAUCUUUUCGCCCAUAGGAGAGAAGCUGGGCUGGGACCCCAAGCCUGGCGAGGGCCACCUGGAUGCGCUUCUGAGAGGUUUAGUUUUGGGGAAGCUAGGAAAAGCCGGCCAUAAGGCGACACUGGAAGAAGCUCGGCGCCGGUUUAAAGACCACGUGGAAGGGAAGCACAUCCUCUCUGCUGAUCUGAGGAGUCCUGUAUAUGUAACUGUUUUGAAGCACGGUGACAGUACAACCUUAGACACUAUGCUAAAGCUCCACAAGCAAGCAGACAUGCAGGAAGAGAAGAACCGAAUAGAGCGAGUGCUUGGCGCCAUAUCUCAGGCGGAGUUAAUACAGAAAGUUCUCACUUUUGCACUUUCAGAAGAGGUACGUCCCCAGGAUACGGUAUCCGUUAUCGGUGGAGUAGCUGGAGGGAGCAAGCAGGGCAGAAAAGCUGCUUGGAAGUUCGUCAAAGACAACUGGGAAGAGCUCUACAAUCGCUACCAAGGGGGUUUCUUGAUAUCUAGGCUAAUAAAGCUGUCGGUGGAUGGGUUUGCAAUCGACAAAAUGGCUGCAGAAGUUAAGGCUUUCUUUGAGAGCCAUCCAGCUCCGUCAGCUGAGCGCACCAUUCAGCAGUGCUGCGAAAACAUCCUCUUGAACGCCGCGUGGCUCAAGCGGGAUGCCGAAAACGUCCACCAGUACCUCCUGCAGCGUAAGGCCUCACCCACAGCUGUGUGAGCCCUCAUCCCUCAUCCCCCACCCACCCCCUACCCGGGCAUCCCAGCCGCUGUGGCCCGACUGCCUCGGUGUGAGGAAGAGGAGCUGCUAACCCGACAGCUGAAUCACACGCCAAGGAAAAUUGGAGUCUUUUCUCAAACGAAUGGAGAUUGGACGAUGAAUGUAGUUAACCGGUUCCUGCUCACACUCCAGAACUAAAUUCUAUUUAAAAAAGGAAAAGAAAAAAAAUUAUCAGCAAUUCAGCAAAAAAAUACAAAACAAAAAACCACCCUGUAAAUAUAAUAGUAAUAAAAUAGAGCGUAACAAAACUGUGAAAAUUCCUUAAGCCUUGUCAGUGGUUAAAAUAUUUAACACCUUCCCUCCCCGCCCCCUUGCAUCUACUGAUGAACGAUUUCUUAUUUUACCAUUCCCUUCUGCUUUCUAUUAAAAAAACAAAGAAGUGCAAGGAAGCCAGAGGUUUCUACAGUGAGAAUUGAAUUCUAUGGCAAGUUGAGGGCAGGAAUGGGUUAAUGCCUCUGAGCCCAUCAGAGAGCACACUACGAGACGGCAGAAGCAUGUACGCUUUGUGUGGAAUGGUUCGAUUCCGAAAGACCGCGUGGCGUACCUCGUGCUGCGUUUGGCGGGGGUUUUCAGGGAGGCCUCCCGUAAUCUCAGUUCAGAUUCAAAGGCUUUGUAAGAACCCUUGUUUUCUGUUCCUUUGUCUCAUGAUCUCUUUGUGGGGUGUGGGUAACCAAAUGGUCCAUGUUUUUCCUAUAUUUCCUCUCCCUUUAUGGUUUGAUUUGCUGAUGUCCUCCUUAGAGAAGAUAAGAACUUGUACGGAAAUGUCUUUCGUAGCCACAUGAUGAGAGAGAGAGAAUUAUCCUGCCACCCUUUUCAUGCUCUCUCUGUUUAAAUGAUACGUUCCCAUUGCAUGCAAGUACAAUACUGUGACUGGAUCCAUCCCUUUUGGGGCCACCACAGGGCAGGCCUCCUUUAUGCAUAACACCGUAAUUUGUCCAAAAAGCUCUCCCGGUUCCAAACCGAAACGCUGCCCUAAACUCCUUGUGAUUGCAGCUUCCCACCCCACCUCCCCCUUUCAGUGAUGUUUGAUGGUAAUUUGAUUCAGAAGCCUUAAAACUUGUGCUAGCUGGCAUGAUGAAAUUCUAAAUGGUGUGCCAUCAGUCGCUUUACCAGAGUAGCAUGCACCUGCUCACCAGACUUCAAACCCAACACCGCCACUCCCACAAAAACGUUUACAGUUCCCCUUUUUUUAAAAAAAAGCCUUUUUACAAAGAAAUUCAUACUUGGUGUGGCUUUAACUGUUAUAUCGGAAGGUCAUCAGAGAACUAGCUGUCAAACUGCUUCCCUGAAACACAUUUUUUUUUGUGCUAUUGUUUUAAAAAGAAAAACAAAAGGAAAAAAAUUAAAACAAGUUGGCGUUAAUAAAAAGGAAAGUCAAUGUGAAACCAAA